ACCAAUCAGAGCCCAACAAUGGGGUGGGCGCAAGGGAUCUUGGAAGGGAGAAGACGUUAGUCCUACCCCAUCACCUUUCGUAAAGACCAAUCAGCAGUGUGCUGGGCGGGCACACACGCAGGGAAAGGGAGGGAUUUCAUUAUCGCCCCACCCCACUCUAGCUGAGGCCCCAAUCAGCACAGAGCAAAGGCGUGAGCGAAGGGAAGGCGGGAGAUACCUACUGGCCCCGCCCCAUUUCCUCUCCGAUGACCAAUCAGCGACGCGAGGGCGUGCACGAAUGCUGCGGAGGGACGACAGCGAGCUUCUGUUGCCAGAGCAACGGUCCGAGCAGUCACCCGGAAGCCGUGGAGCCUGCCGACGGUCCCGAAGUCUUCAAGUUUCUCGGGUGAGAAAAUUGAGGCCCAGAGAAGGAAACAUGUCUGAAGUCAGGAAGCAGUUUGGUCACUGCUGAACUCCAAAGGCUUCCUUCCUGGGGUCUUCUGACAUUUCUCCUCUCGUCUCCACGGAGCCAUGGCUGAGGUCCAUGUAAUUGGGCAGAUCAUUGGGGCAACAGGUUUUUCUGAGAGCAGCCUCUUCUGCAAGUGGGGUGUCCAUAUAGGAGGAGCAUGGAAGCUGCUGUCAGGCGUUCGGGAGGGCCAGACACAAGUGGACACCCCUCAGCUGGGCAGCAUGGCCUACUGGUCUCACCCAAUUGACUUGCAUUUUGCCACCAAAGGCCUGCAGGGCUGGCCUCGGCUCCACCUGCAAGUCUGGUCUCAGGACAUCUUUGGGCGCUGCCAGUUGUCCGGCUAUGGCUUCUUGCACAUCCCCAGCAGCCCUGGGGCCCACAGCCUUGACUGUGUGACGUGGCGCCCCUUGGGUGGCUGGCGAGAGCAGCUGGCGAGGGCCUUCGUGGGUGGUGGGCCCCAGCUGCUCCACGGGGACGUAGUCUACUGCGGGGCUGACCGAUACCGGCUCCACACAGCAGCGGGGGGCACCGUGCACUUGGAGCUGGCACUGAUCCUGAGAAACUUCUCCCGCUAUGGCAUUGAGUGCUGAGUACCUCGGCCAGCUCCCAGCUCCUUACCCCUCCCCAAUUCCCUGUCUAACUGUCCUCCCCUCCCUU
Phascolarctos cinereus (koala) is the source of this 1105-nucleotide messenger RNA. It is a transcript of the gene B9D2, whose product is annotated as B9 domain containing 2. Gene Ontology annotation, biological process: cilium assembly. The record is from RefSeq and is a predicted model, not a curated record. Gene Ontology annotation, cellular component: MKS complex. Lineage: Eukaryota; Metazoa; Chordata; Mammalia; Diprotodontia; Phascolarctidae.